GGCUGCGCUCAGGGGUAAGCCGGGGCUCAUCCACGAUGUGCGCGUCCCCGCAUCGGCCCGAAAGUGAAAGUAAAAGCGCGCUGCUUAAGACUCCGCCCAACCGGCCGAGCACUCCGCAGAACGCCGUUACUCCUCGGGCUCGCCGACGCGAUGGCUCCGCUGUUUCUGCUGAUGCUCUUGUGGGCCGCAGUGUUUCCAGUCGCGGAGGCCGCACUCAAUGUCUUCUCCCCCCAGUCAAAUGUGAUCGCCCAUCGGAAUAUGGAUGUCGUGCUUCAGUGCAGUUUCACUGUCGACCCUGGCCCCAUUGACCCCAGUCUGCUGACUGUUGUCUGGAACCAGUACGGCUUCAGUGUGGCCAAGUUUGAGAAUAAGGACACCAUGUCAAGACAAGAGGCCAGUUUGUUUGACGAUUACAUCACUCAAGGAAACGCCUCCUUGCUCCUGAAAUCCAUCGUGAAAAGAGACGAGGGGCAGUAUGAAUGUGAGGUCACCUAUGGCACGGAGAAAAAAUCAGCCAGCCUGGCGCUGACCAUCCAAGUUCCUCCUGAAGUCUUGCUGACUCCAAAGUCAGUCCAGCUGCUCACUGAAGACACCCUCAUCUGUGCUGCUGACAGUUUCUAUCCUAAAGACAUUCAGUUUUCUUGGACCAUUGCUGGCGCACCUGUGGCCCCACUUAACACCACACAGCCAUUCCUGAAUCCCGAUGGCACCUACAGCUCCCAGAGUGUUUACCGCUUCACACCCAACAGCCGCAGUGAGCUCACCUGUGAGGUGCGGCAUGAGGCACUGAGGAGUCCACAGAAAUUAUCUGUCACAUACACGGGACUGACCAGCGGCGAGAUCACAGCCAUUGUGUUAGCAGUCGUCACCUUCGUCCUGCUGCUGGUUGUGCUCUGCUGGUUUCUCUCUGUGUCCCUCUCACCUCUCGUUCCUCUCAAACUGGUCCACAGUGAACUCGGGUCAUUGGAGAGCACACUCAAAGGCUGGAGGCUAAAUCGGGUAAAUCUGGAAUGGUUUAUAAAUAACAAAGAAAUCCAGCUGGACACGGUGGGCAGCAAGCAGGGAGACCCUGAGGAUGGUGUCUCAGUACCACUGAAGGACUCAUCUAAUUACACUCUGAAGAGAGACUCGAGGACUGAAGGCUUCUUUAUCAAAGAGACGCCCAUCACUCUGCAGUUUACAGCUCAAAGACAAGACCACCAGGGGGCAGUGCUUCGAUGUCGGGCCACUCACCGGCUCACCAGGAGGAGUGUGGAGCGCACAUUGAAACUGGAACAGGUGUACAUGCGCCCUCGGCUCUCAGAAAUCGAGAAUAUCUCUACGGACAAAGACACCGAAGUGAAACUCAUGAUCAAAGCAGAGCAGUUCCAUCCACAAGACAUCAGCUUCAUGUGGUCAACUGUAGGAGGUGGGGUGACCUCAGACUUACCAGAAAUUACAGAAAACAGCAAUGGUACUUUUAGUGCACGGAGUGUUUGCACAGUCCCCCUGUCUCAGGUCCAGAGCCCUGGAUUCAAGGUGUCCGUGGUAACUGACCACAUAUCCCAAGGAAAGAUAGAGAAGACAGUAUCAAGGGACACGGCAGGUAUUGACGGGCGCCCCCAGCUGUCUGACAUCGAAAUGGUCCGAUUUUCAAAGGUUGGUGAGCCCUGCACACUGAGCUGCACCAUCUCCAAGUUCUUCCCCAGUGGUCUCACAGUCACCUGGCUGAGGACCACAACAAAGAGUGGACAUCAGUCUAUUACUGAAGAGUCAGCUCAGUGGGCAAAAAAAGUGACCACAUCCACUCCAGAGAAGAAGAAUAACACCUGUGAGGUGACCUCUGAGGUCCAGUUCACCCCUAAUAGUCUCUCUGAAGUGGAGGAGAUGACCUACAUCUGCCAGGUGGGACACAAGACCCUCAUGGGGAAACCCAUGGAAAAACGGUCUGGGAGACUGGAGUUAACUGCUGACACAUGCCGUCCUGUAGUCUCAGAUGUUCAGGUUCACUUCAUUGAGUUUGGCCAGAUCUGCACUCUGACCUGCGCUGUGUCAGACUUCUACCCAAAAGAGAUCAACGUGACCUGGGAAACGAGGCAGAAGGGAGUGGAGCCGACAACUUCAGCCCUUUCAGGCCAGUGGAAGCCGCAUGUGUGCCAGUAUGGACCAUCAAUGAAGGACAACAAGUACUCACUGGUGUCUCAGGCACAGUUCACCCCUCAGACCCUGAGUGACCUGGAGGACAUGGAGUUCAUCUGCAGAGUGCAACAUGUUAGCCUGAAGGAAAGGGACAUUAAGAAAAGCUGCUCACAGCUCCAGAUACCAGGUCUGCAGCGGCGCCCUCUAGUGUCAGAUAUACGGCUAGUCAAGUGUGAUGGAGUCGGCCAGUUCUGCACCCUGAGCUGCCCCAUCAAGGACUUCUACCCCAAAGACAUCAUAGUGACCUGGCAGCGGAGGGACAUGAAGACGGGUGGUGUGGUCUCUGCAAGGAGCGCUGAGUGGAAGGCUGACAUGAGUAAAGAAAGUCCAGUGAUGGAGAAGAGGGCCUACAGACUGGACAGUCAGGUCACCUUCAUGCCAUCAACUCUGAGUGACCUGGAGGACAUGGAGUACAUCUGUAAAGUGACACAUGGCAGUAUGCCGGAGCUCAUUGAGAAACGCAUUGGGAAAAUUCGACUGCCUGGUUUCUCCAGUACUCCUCAGCUCUCUAACAUACAGGCCCAGUUCUCCCAGUUUGGUCAGCCCUGCACCUUCAGCUGCACCGUGUCCAACUUCUACCCCAGAGAGAUUCAGGUCACCUGGGUAAAGGUCAUUAAAGGACAGAAGGAAGUGGUCAUCCAGGAAGUGACCAAUCAUGGCCUCACAAUACACGAAAAGGCCUUUGAACUUCUCACUCAGGCGCAGUUCAUCCCUCACAGCCUGAAGGACCUGGAGAGAGCGGAGUUCAUCUGCAGAGUGAAACACGACAGCCUGACUCUGGAGGAGAGAUGUGGGGAGCAGGAGAUACCCGGUCUGCUACGGCACCCCAUAGUGUCAGAUAUACAGCUAGUCAAGUGUGAUGGAGUCGGCCAGCCGUGUGUCUUGCGCUGCUCCAUCAAGGACUUCUACCCCAAAAUGGUCAAGGCGACCUGGCUGCGGGCUGGAAAAGGUGGAAGAGCAGACAGCAAACCCCAAGAGUCUCUUCCAGUAACCACAAAGUCCAGUAUUCAGGAUAAACCACAGACCAGAACUACCACAGCAGUAAAUCAUCAUGGGUAUGGUAAACCAAAAAAGAGGACGGAGAUCCUCGUUCAGAGUGAAGUGACCCCAAAAGUCAUGAGUGACCAGGAGAAGGCAGAGUUCAAAGCCAAAGUCAGGACUGGUGACCCAAAGUGGGGAGACAAGGGAUACCUGCUGGACACAGAGGCAGAGUUCACCCCGCAGAGUCUGAGUGAGCUGGAGGACAUGGAGUACAUCUGCCGGGUGGAACAUGAGAGCCUGCCGGAGCCCAUGGAGAAGCACAUUAGGGGGCUUCAGAUCUCAGGUGUCUCCAGCGCCCCUCAGCUCUCCGACAUACAUGUCCAGUUCUCAGAGUUUGGUCAGCCUUGUUUUCUGAGCUGCAUCAUGUCGGACUUCUACCCCAAACCGCUGCAGGUCACCUGGCUGAGGGUCACUGAGGGACACUUGGAGGAGACCAUACCACAGGUGACCAAUCAUGGGCCCUCAAUUCGAGACAAGGCCUUUGAGCUCUUCAGUCAGGCACAGUUCACCCCUCGCAGCCUGAAGGAUCUGGAGGGUGCAGAGUUCAUCUGCAGAGUGGAACAUGAAGGAGGGACAACAGAAAAGAAAUCUAAGAAACAGCAGAUACCUGGACUGCAGUGUCGCCCCCUAGUGUCAGAUAUACGGCUAUUCAAAUGUGAUGGAGUCGGCCAGUCCUGCACCCUGAGCUGCUCCAUCAAGGACUUCUAUCCCAAAGACAUCACAGUGACCUGGUUGAGGAGGGACAUGAAGACGGGUGGUGUGGUCCAAGCAAGGAGUGCUGAGUGGAAAGCUGACAUUAGUGAAGGUGAAACAGAACUGGAGGACAAUGCCUACAGACUGGACAGUAAGGUCACCUUCACCCUGAUGACUCUGAGUGACCUGGAGGACAUGGAGUACGUCUGUAAGGUAGAACAUGAGAGUCUACCCAAACCUGUGGAGAAGUGCAUUGGGAAGAUUCAGCUGCCUGGUAUCUCCAGAACCCCUCAGCUCUCUGACAUCCAGGCCCAGUUCACCCAGUUUGGUCAGCCUUGCACUCUGAGCUGCACUUUGUCCAACUUCUAUCCCAAAGAUUUGGAGGUCAGCUGGCUGAAAGUCAGUAAAGGACAGGAGGAGUCCAUAAAGAAAGUGACCAAUCAUGGACCCUCAAUGCGAGAUGAGGCCUUUGAGCUUCUCAGUCAGGCCCAGUUCACCCCCCAGAACCUGAAGGACCUGGAAGAUGUGGAGUUCAUCUGCAGGGUCAAACACGAGGGGAAGACAACAAAGAAGAAAUGUGGAGAGAAAGAGAUCACCGGACUGCAGUGUCGCCCCCUAGUGUCAGAUAUACAGCUAGUCAAGUGUGAUGGAGUCGGCCAGUCCUGCACCCUGAGCUGCUCCAUCAAGAACUUCUACCCCAAAGACAUCACAGUGACCUGGUUGAGGAGAGACAUGAAGAUGGGUGGUGUGGUCCCAGCAGGGACCACUAAGUGGAAGGCUGACAUUAAUAAAGGCAAACCAGAACUGGAGGACAAUGCCUACAGACUGGACAGUAAGGUCACCUUCACCCCGCUGACUCAGAGUGACCUGGAGGACAUGGAGUACAUCUGUAAGGUGAAACAUGACAGCCUGAAAGGGCCACAGGAGAGGCGCUAUAAAAUGCUGCCAGUUCCAGGCAUCAAACUGGUAAAAGCCAAAGAAACGUCAAGUCCACCAAACACGACGGGUGAUCAGGACCAAGUGGACAGUAAUGGUGAGGUCACUUCACCCAGGGACGCAGGAGAUACCCAACUAUAUUGAAGACCAGUGAUAUCGUCCAGUGAUGUAACCUGCCAUGGGAACUGACGGCCGCUGCUCUGUCCAGUUGUUGUCCCCUCCACAUCCCACCUGCUGCCUGCUAUCUUAUGGUAAUUAGUAUUUGAUGCAUUGCUGUGGUCAAUGAACGCAGUCACCAUAUUCACGCAUGGGCUCGUUGAGGGGAUGCUGUGCAGAAUUCUAACAGGCAUGGUGGAUGCUUCUAGAAAGAUGGAUUAUCAUGUUACUGGCUUAAUGGGCUUUCAAUUUGUGAGAGAAGAGAAGAGAAAAUGAACGGUCUUAACCAAGGGGCAAAACAACGUCUCCAUGUGAUUUGUCAGUUCUGGGGGAAAACUACGAAAAUGAUAGAAUAAGGAAGCCUGCCAUUGGACAAAGUCAGGAGAAGACUGACUAAUCAGGACCCUCUUCAUGACUGCUUCUCCAUGGGCUUGUUUGGUCUGCUCUGAUUUAGGAGUGGGAGCCAUCAGUGUUAAGUGAAGUGAGCCUUGUCAUAGCGAUUGAGUUUAAGUGUUGAGGGACUUCUUUCUUUCACUUUGACCUCUUGGUUUAAAGGGCUGAAGUCCCAGUGGGUCAGCACCCCCUGCUGGAUACAAACUAUAACCAUCAUGUGACUGCAACUGCCCCUCCGCCAUCUCUUCAUCUGUCUAGUCAUCUACAGUUUCUGUGCUCCUCACACUCGUGACGAUUGUCACACAGACUUUAAUUGCUUGUCAUUGUGAGAAGUUGGGAGCCUCUGGAGGGCGCUGUGUUGCUUUAAAUGAACUGCUAUGGUGACAUCUUAACGUUGUGUGUCUCGUCGUCAUUGGAUAACAGUGUCCGCUUAUGUGAAAUCUGGCACUGUCACCAACUUUAAAAUUGACCACAGAAUCAUCAGGGAGAGGAACGGCCCAAAUGACAGACACGCCAGACAACUGAGGCCUUCAGUUUGAGACCAGCUGGUAAACUCAGCUAGUCAUCUCUACUGCUGCUGCCUCUGACCCGAUGGACAGAAUGACCUCUGGUUACUCAUUUCUGACCUUUGUUACUGCUUUCCUUUCAGGUGGCCUCUAAAGAGCAGAUGGUGUCAACAGAGGGGCACCAUGUGGGCCUCAGGGGGUCAUCUGUAGGACUUUAGGGGUGCUGGUGAUGUCUCUGGCGUAGAGCUUCUCUAGUUCAGACCCCCUGUGGCUGCAGAUUUUUUGUUCUCCCAGUUUUUCGAUCAGUCGGUCAUUUUCCCACUCAUUGAUCUCCUUCUUUAAUGAGCUUGGUUUGUUUUUUUUCUCAGAUUCUGCGUUUUGCUUUUAAGUUGUUAACUCACUUUUGCUCUUUUUGUAUGAAUUCGCCUUUUUCUGUAGAGCUCGUUCACUGCAUUGUAUUCUCCUCGUGAUAAUCAAAACUUGGGGACAAAGGACACCAAAUGAUGACAGGCUGUAGCUCCUCCAGUGUGGUCAACAAAGGAUUAAAAAAACAGAAAUGAAAGUCAUAAUAAUGAUGAUGAUGAUGAUGAUGAAUAAAUGUUACAAAAACAA
Molecule: messenger RNA, 6515 nt
Organism: Erpetoichthys calabaricus (reedfish)
Lineage: Eukaryota; Metazoa; Chordata; Cladistia; Polypteriformes; Polypteridae
Exons: 17
Coding region: 151-4992 (1613 amino acids)
Source: RefSeq, a predicted model, not a curated record